This is a messenger RNA of Mauremys mutica (yellowpond turtle), 5335 nucleotides long. RefSeq names its product NACHT, LRR and PYD domains-containing protein 12-like. The transcript is spliced from 8 exons. NCBI's taxonomy places the organism in Eukaryota, Metazoa, Chordata, Testudines, Geoemydidae. Gene Ontology annotation, molecular function: protein binding. Bases 238 to 2565 code for a protein of 775 amino acids. Gene Ontology annotation, cellular component: cytoplasm. The record is from RefSeq and is a predicted model, not a curated record.
GUCAAUUUUAGGAAGUAGCCCUUGGCCAUAGGAUGUUAUGGGCCCCUGAUACAGCCUCAAGUGGAAUACUGGGUCUAGUUCCAGGAUUACAGUGACUGGGAGAAGAACCACGACUCAACUAGUGCCGCAGAGAAGCUAGUGCGUGAUAUUUUUGCUGUGAGCUCUGCCGCGAGGCUGGGUCUCUGGGAGUGUCUGUUUGCUCUGCAGAGCAGAUGGGCUCACCCCAAUCUCCAUGGGAUGCUGGAUGAAAUAAUUCAGAACGGUCACAAUCUGUUACAGGAAAUUCUCCUGAAUGAAUCGGGACACACCCUCGACCCAGAACUGAGAGCUUGUCAGGUAGAGCACAAAGACAAAUUCCGUGAGCUCACAGGGAGGAUGAAGGAAAACAAGACCCCAGGGCAAGCUGAAGGGCAGGCUUUCCCCAUCACUAACCGCUAUGUGGAGCUCAAGGUCAUCUCAGACCGUCACUUGAAGAAGCAGACACACCAGGAGCACGAGGCCUUAGCAGCAGCUGGGGAGCUGAAUGAAUAUCGCCUCCAGAGGAGAAUAAAGGGUGAGCUGGAGCGCAUCGCCCCUGACCGGCUCUUCCGCUGGUGCUUUCGAUCCCACCGUCUCCCCCUGUCUGUGAUGGUGAGCGGAGUAGCCGGCGUGGGCAAGACAACCCUGGUGCAGAAGUUCAUCUUUGACUGGGCAACGGGGAAGCACUACCAGAAAUUUGCCUUUGUUUUCUUCUUCAAGUUCCGGGAUGUGAAUGAGGAAAAGAUGAGCCUAGAAUCUCUGCUCUGUCAAACAUAUCCACACCUCUGGGACAAGCUCCCAAGAGUCCUGGAAGACCCUGAGAAGCUGCUUUUCAUCUUUGAUGGCUUGGAUGAGAGCAAGACUGAUUUGAAAUUAAGGAGAGGAGAAGCCCAUGAGCUGUGUAGGAAUCCAGGGGAUGUGAAGUCAGUUACUGUGAUUGUCGCCAGCCUGCUGAAACAGACUCUGCUGAAGGGAUGUUCUGUGCUGCUCACCAGCCGCCCCAGCAAGCUGAGCAGUUUGGAGGCUGGAGUCUUCCAUAGAGUGGCCAGUAUCGUGGGCUUCCUCUCCAAGGAAAGGGAAAGAUACUUUUCCAUGUUCUUUGGAGAUGAGCGAGUCUCCAGGGAGGCCUUUGCAUAUGUGAGGGACAGUCAGGUUCUGUACACGUUGUGCUACAACCCGUCUUACUGCUGGAUCACAUGCACGGCCCUGAAACCCUGCUUCACUGCCAAGGCAGGGAGACCACAGCCUGCACCCAAAACAGUGACCCAGCUCUUUGUCAGCUACGUCACCCAUAUUAUGGCCAAUCACACUCAGGAGCGGCCUGAGCCACAGCGGAUGCGAGAUACAUUGAUAAGUGUCGGAUGGUUGGCUGAAUACGGCAUCACAGAUCGCACACUUGUCUUUCAGCCGCAUCACUUACAGGUUGCCAAUGUGGAAUUUUCUCCAUUCCUCAGUGGCUUCUUGGUGGAGAACCCUCAAGCUAAGGGCUCUUUCCAGGUGACCUACUCCUUCCUUCACCUCACCAUCCAGGAGUUCUUUGCUGCCCUCGUGCAUUACCUAGAUUACAAGGAGGACAAGUUCAGAAACACAAUGGCUAAAGCCAGGUCCUGUAAGGAAGGUGACUAUGAGAUCUUCUCUCGCUUCCUGUCUGGGCUCUCCCAUCCCGCAACCAGGAGGUCCCUGGAGGAAUACGUGGGGAAGUUCUCUGCCGAGGCAACUCUCAAAGUUAUUGGGUGGCUCGGUGAGAUGAACUAUGAGGAGCUGCAGAGCAGAGACGAUCCUGAAGGGAAGAGGAGGCUGAUGAAUGUAUUGAAUUUGCUGUUUGAAUCCAAGAACAAACAACUUGUGUGUGAUGUGGUGGGUAAAGAUACCCACCUGGACUUCUCAGAGUUAUACCUCAUGCCGGUGGAUUGCACAGUCCUUUCUUAUGUUCUGAGUUGCUGUGAAGAAAUACAGCGCCUAACCCUAGAUUCCUGCUUCAUCCAGAACGAGGGCCUGGAACGACUCAGACCUGAGCUGCACAAAGUCAGAGAACUGAGCCUCUCAGACAACGAUUUGAAGGAUGAGGCAAUGAAGAAUAUUUGCUCUGUACUAAAGCAUCCAAACUGUAGGCUAGAAGACCUGAGACUAGAGAAGAACAUGUUCACAGAAGCAUGCUGUACCGACCUGGCCUCCGCCCUCAAGGAGAACCAGACCCUCGUCAGUCUGGAUCUGACCAAAAACAAAGUGCGGAACAAUGGCCUCUAUGCCCUGUUAGAGGUGCUUGAGGCCCCACAAUGCAAGAUUCAGAAAUUAGUCCUCCAGGAAAAUGGUUUAUCAGAUGACUCCUGUGAGAGACUCUGCUCUGCUCUCUCCAGAAACUCCACCCUCCGGCAUCUGAACCUGAGUGCGAAUGUUUACACUGAUCGGUGCGCAGAAGACAUGCAUCACCUUAUCCUGACCAGCCCCAGCCUCACCGACAUCAGAUUGAGUUUGAACGACUUCUCUCCAGACAUGGAAGGGCAUCUGAGGGGCCUGCAGAGAGAAGGCCUGAAGAUUCAUAUUUAAAGAACUCUUUAAUCUGACAGUGCUGCUGUGCUCUUCCAUCCUAUGAAAUCAGCACUUGACUCUGGGAAUUGCACCUGUCUGAAUGCACUGCCUGGUUUAACAACCACUGGGAUGAUUCAGUGUGGGAGUAACAAAGGUGGAGGAUCAGCUACACAUAGUGAUACAUGUAAAACGCCUGGAAAUAACUUCCUGGAAACCCUGCCAAAAUGUCCAUCCCCAGCACUGGUGCAAUGGGCUGCUCUUCUAAUUCAUUUCUUACUGCCAUUAGUCGACCUGUCAUUUGUCGGACUGAGAUUCGCUUACUCAGCAGAUGGGUCUAACCAAUCUUUAUCAUGGGAAAACACUCAGCAAGCAGUGAUCAAUUAUUUACAAGUGGGAAGCUAAUCUGGAUGAUCUCAUCGCAGUCACCUUCAUCGCUGGACAAAACACCUUCAACCUCCCUUUGUUACACAGACUUAUUUAUGACGUUCGGUUAGCUUUUCUUAUGCAUACGUAUUAGUGUCUCGUUUCCAUGUGAACUCUCCUCUGUCAGUACAGGGUUAGUGUUAGUUCAAGAUGGGCUUUUCUAGCUUUUUAGUUACUUUAUCUUUUCUUUUUCUCACAAAUAGGAGCACUCUUCAAUUUCUUACAUGUACACAAACUAAACAUGAUUACGCUGCAAUUUCUUACCCAUGCACUGUUCUACUGACAUUGUUAAAUAUUAUCAGAAAAGACUCUUAAAAUUUACAGCAGGCUUCAAUCAGGUCUAAAUAUGCUGUCAUUCCCAACAUAGUUUAUUUCCUUGUGAAUUCAUUCCAAACCCACUGUUGUGAUGGAAACUUCAGAUUUGUAUUGUUCUGUGACAUGGCAACUAUAGCAAAAAGAAUUGCCAUAAACUGAGUGUAAUGCUGUGUAUAAAGAAAGGUGGCCAUUUAUAUCACCAUUGUUACCAGUGUUACACAAUUUCCAUAAAUCUUGUACAAAGUAUAUCAUGUAGGGUAUCAAUAGAAAAGUUAUGAAUUGCUAAGUAUGAUUAUCCUGUUUAUAUGCUUGUAUAAUAUUUGUAUCUGAAAUUAUGAAUAUUGACUAUGCACUUGUAUCUUAAACAUGGGUUGUAUUUCUGGGUGAUACACUCCAGAUAGAUUUACAUCAUCUCAAGACAGGCCAUAGGAGAAACUCAUCCCACCCAGAUAGUUUUUCCUGUGGAUGCCUCAGACAGCAAGGAGCCAGUGGCUGCCCCUGUGAUUCAGCAAAACAUGUAUGGGUUUGUGAUAUGCUCCUGUGACCCUGGACUCCAUCUUGGACCAGUAACUUUCCACACACAGGGGCUGUGGGCUUUGUCUGGGACAGUAACUUUCCAAGCACCUGGCAGAGGAUAUAAAAGGCACCUGAGACAUCUCCAUUUUGCCUCUUUCUUGCUCCAAUUCUCUGGACUGUGGAUUUACAACUAAAAGGAGUAUUUUGAACUAUGGACUGAGCACUGUCCAAUCUUUUGGAAGUUACCAGAGAGACUUUUGCAAGCCAACUGUCUGUAACAUCACCGCUACAAACCUGAUCUAAGGACUUUGGAAUCAUUUAUAUGUAUAUGAUCUAUGAACUAUUUUAACUCUGAUCUUUUCUUAAUACAUUUUUAGUUAGUUUACUAAGGAUUGGCUGUCAAGUAUCAGAGGGGUAGCUGUGUUAGUCUGGAUCUGUAAAAGCAGCAAAGAGUCUUGUGGCACCUUAUAGACUAACAGAUGUAUUGGAGCAUGAGCUUUCAUGGGUGAAUACCCACUUCGUUGGAUACAUGUAGGAUUGGCUGAUAGUGUGAUAUUUGGGUCAGAUCUGAGAUGCAUCUUGAUCUGAGGGAAAGUGUCUGAUCCUUUGGGAUUAGUAAGAACCUCACUUGCGGUGAAUUGGAUUUUCAAUCACCCCUCACUAUAUUAGAUCUCUGUGUCUGGAUGGGAGCCAAGGGCUGGAGUGCCUAAAGGGGCCUGUGUUUGGCUUCUGGUUAACCAGUGUGGUACUGCACGGGCUCUUUUGCUACUGGCUUGGUGAAUCUAAUUAUAGAAUAAACCACCAGUUCUGGGGAUUGUCUGCCCUAUUUUUUGCAGUCUGCCCUGACUCUAGCAUUCUUAGUGUGGUCCAUCCCAGGCACACUGAGUGCCAUUCUGUCCUUCAGAGGCCUACACAGGGGAUGGCUCUGCUUUACAGAGAGGACAUCACAGCUCCUACACGGCUCUGCCUAGGACAUUGUACUGAGAUGCUGUUUCCCAGCGAUGAGAGGCCAGCAGUUUGCAUGUGUUUCUGUCACUCUGUCUGUAAAGAGGGGUGACACUGAGGAAAUUAUUUAGGAAGUUGUGUUUGGGGAUGUCUACAGAUGCGUGGCAGGUGGGUUUUGGGGUUGGUCCCGGUUAGCAGAAUUGGCAAGUGCAGUGUAAAUCAUUAAAGAAACAACAUUUGCCAACAGUUUUCUUUAAAGGGUUUGAGACAUGACAUGUUUAUUUCCUGUUUGGUUCAUACAAGUGUCUAAUUUAGAUGUUAAGUGGUUUAUAUUCUAUUCCUGGUCUGUGUUUGUAUAAUUUAGAUUGAAAUUGGUGGCUUAUAAACUGUUUAAUAAUGAAAAUAAUUCCUAAUAGCAUUGCAGCGUGGGGUACCGCAAGCCCCAGUGCUCAUGGAAUCCCCUGCACCAGGCCCAGCUACUUGGACUUGGUGCAGGAGGGAUUUGGGCCACCAGCUGUCUGGCAUCAUAUUCCUCUCUUUCUUUAAAAGCAGCAAAGAAUCCUGUGGCACCUUAUAGACUAACUGACGU